AGAGACCAGGCUGAGACAGACAGAGGACAGGGCUGAGACAGACAGAGAGCAGGCUGACAGAGAGCACUCAGAGGGCUCCACUGUCUAGCAGCUCCUCCUGUUGUCAUGGAAACAAACAUUGGGUCAGCAGUCAGUAGUGUAGUGUCUAGAGCCUUCCUGUGUACACUCACAGAAAUAUUACACUCACAGAAAUGUUACCCAAUGUGUUAAUCCCCUUAUAGGAUUAAUAACGUUUAUUCAAUUAAAUUGAUUCAAAUUACCCUAUUGCUCUCACACUCACUUUUAUGUCUAUAGUAAAACACAACUAUACACACAAUUGACAGCUGUACAGGGUAUCUCUGCUGCCACAGGGAAACCCAACUGGCCACAGGGGAAUGUCUCAGGAAAUGUCAACAGAAGACAAACUGUACUGUAUGGUAUGUACUCUGACACCAGAACCAGUGUACAUACUGCAUGGAUGCAUGUGCACGGUUUAUCAGACAGACUCCUCCCACGAGAGCUGCUCUUCUCUACCGAGUCACUUGUUUCUUUCACAUCUCCUCACCACCGAAGUGAAAGGGAUGACUCAAGCUAUAGCCAGACUAAUCCUGGGGCAACUUUCUCGCUCUCUUCCUCUACUUUCUCUGUCUCUGUCUCUCUCUAAGAUUCCCCCUUAGCCUCUGUCUCUCCCCCCUUUCCUCUCUGUCCACCUUGAGUGACAUGCCUGCAUCUCUACCUCUCCACCCAUUCCACCUAUCUCCACCUCUUCAACCCUCCCACACCUCCUAAUGGUUCUGCGCUCUCUUAUCUCUCUUGGAGGUACAUUUACAUGUAUAAUCAUCUUCUCUUUCAAAUGGGAUGUAAGUACUAAGCAGGUGGUUAAUGUCCUUAACGGUAAAAAUGUCAAAGAAGAUAUUCUUACAGCAUAACUCUCUACUGAUGACAUAACACAUCCUCUUGAAAGAGGAGAAAGGAAAAGGAGAAGAGGUAGACAUGUGGGCAGAUAUAAAUACAGUAUAUAUAGAGCAGAAGAUUGGGAAGGAGACACAGGCUGCAUCUCAAUAGUCUAAAAUGGCCUCCUCUCCUUGUCUCCUCUCCUCUUCAUUUGUACUGAACUGACAACAUUGGAUGAAUGGAAGUGAUGUAAGAUUUAUGUAAAUUAAGGAAAGGACACAAGGAGAGGAAGCCACUUAAGACUAUUGAAAUGUAGCCCUUGUCUCUGUGCUGAGUGAGAGACUGACUCACUCCUCAGGCUUCUGUGUGUGUGUGUGUGUGUGUGUGUGUGUGUGUGUGUGUGUGUGUAGGUUCUAGUCCCUGACUGCCAGUGAUCACACGUACCAACUCUGUUUAUAUCACAGCUCAGCCUGGAGUACCAUCCAGGGGCAUACACACAAACACACACCGCCUCAGCCUCCAGUACCAUCCAAGGGCAUUGGAAAAAUCUGCCUAGGCUCUGCUAUCACACUCUCUCACAUAGAGGGAGAGAGAGAGACUCCUAAUAUGUCUCUGUUUUCUUUUAGAGUAGAAUCCCAGCUCUCUCAGAGUGAAGCAGAGCCAUGAUAUAGACUAGUCCAGGCUGUUUAUCUCCUCCCAGGAAUGGAAGUCAAGUAAACCAACACCUCACUGAGUGGAUCAAUGAUUAAAUGGAUUGGAUAAAUUGACUCGGGUGAACUGAAUUGGGUGAACUGAAUUUGAUAAACGCCUCAGUCAGCGCAACAAAUGAUGUAGACAGUCAGGCUGUCUUUUCCCAUCGGUGGGAUUGUGGAUUGGAACAAUCCGACCGUCUGCCCGACGGAUUGAUGGGCGGGUCCUCCGUGGCUGACAUCGCGCUUUGAACAGGCGGAGUUCCACCGGCAAAUACUCAGCUGUCGCGCGGAGGAGCGGCGAGGGACAGUUGGUGAAGUCCAGAGACAGUCACUAGGAUUCGCCUAAUUGACGUCACAGCGUUGUUCUGUCACCGACUAUUUCGGAACCGGUGAGCGUUUGAACUCUGACGUCACAUAAUAAAGACCCAAGAGGGAUACCAGCGCGGGAGAGAAGAGAGGGACCGGGACAUGUUCAUAUGAUCUGCCGAUUUUUCUGCUGAAAAUUAUCACUGAGAGCCAGGGUGUGUGUUGGGGGUCGCUGACAUGGGGAAGGACUACUAUAAGACGCUGGGUAUCCCUAAGGGUUCUAACGAGGAGGAGAUCAAGAAGGCGUAUCGCCGCAUGGCACUGAGGUUCCACCCAGACAAGAACACAGACGCCAACGCAGAGGAUAAGUUCAAAGAGAUUGCUGAGGCCUACGAAGUUCUGAGUGACCCCAAAAAGAGGGUCAUCUAUGACCAGCUAGGAGAGGAGGGUCUGAAGGCAGGGGGCAGUAGUGGUCAGUCUGGGGUCCCUGGUGGGUCGUACCACUACACCUUCCAUGGGGACCCCCAUGCCACCUUCGCCUCCUUUUUCGGCGGCUCCAACCCCUUCGAUAUGUUCUUCGGACCGCACCGCAACCACCAUAACCGCUCCAACGGCGUCCACUCCAAGGUCCACAACGACCAUGACAUGGAAACAGACUUGAAUGAGGAAGACCCCUUUGCCUCUUUCACACACUUCGGCUUCCCCGGGGGGGUCAAUGGCUUCCCUGGCCAUGGUGGGGGCAGGAGGAGGGGGGUGCAGUCGGAGCGUUUGGGGGGGUCCAGGAGGCAGCAGGACCCCCCGGUCGUCCACGAGCUGAAGGUGUCUCUGGAGGAGAUCUUCCACGGUUGCACCAAGCGGAUGAAGAUCACCAGGAGGAGGCUGAACCCUGAUGGCAGGAGCAGCCGUACGGAGGAUAAGAUCCUGAACAUCGUGAUAAAGAGGGGAUGGAAGGAGGGCACCAAGAUCACCUUCCCUAAGGAGGGGGACGAGACCCCAGAGAACAUUCCAGCAGACAUCGCCUUUGUGCUCAAAGACAAAGGACACGCCCACUUUAGGAGGGACGGCUCCAAUAUCAUCUACACUGGCAAUAUCAGUCUGAAGGAGGCGCUGUGUGGCUGUACGGUGAACAUUCCCACCCUGGAUAACCGCGUCAUCCCGCUAACCUGCCAUGAUGUCAUAAAGCCGGGAACAGUAAAACGGCUGAGGGGGGAGGGCCUGCCCCUCCCGAAGAGCCCCACCCAGUGCGGCGACCUCAUCGUAGAGUUCACGGUUCGCUUCCCAGACAGGAUCCCUCCCCAGUCCAGAGAGAUCAUCAGACAACACCUGCCCCAGUCUUAGGACAACACCCCUCCCCCACAGACUCAUUGCCCCCCCACCAUAUACACACAAACCAUUUUUACCAGUUGGACCCAACCCCUCUUCCCCCAUUUCAAGAAAUCACUGUUUUUACCAUACAACGUUACAUGGACACUCAUAUUUUUAAGGGAAAGGUUUUUUUCUUCUGGGAAUGACAGAAGUGCCAAGAGGAACUCCAGUUUUAGGAUGUUUUAGUUUAUUUUCUCUUUUUGCCCAAGCGCACACAAAUGGACAUGGCGAAGUGAUACGGAGGAACGGCUCAGCGUGGCUUUGGCUUUUACCGGAACUCCUUUUCUUAACGCUCUUUUUUCUACAUACUUAUCAAGGGUUUUAUACAUCCCCCGAUCCUCUUCUUCUUCUCUUCUUAUGGAUGAGUUGAGAGGAACACUUUAUUUGAAAAAGAGAAGAUUGUUCAGGAUUUUACAGAGGAGUUGAAAGUUGAUUAUUUUAUUGUACACCCAACCAGCAGCUUCAGUCUCUGCUCCCCAUUUUAACAUAAUCAUCUGUUUCUGUUUCUUAUGUUUAAUAAAGCAUCAUGUGUGAACUCUA
Coregonus clupeaformis (lake whitefish) is the source of this 3776-nucleotide messenger RNA. It is a transcript of the gene dnajb5, whose product is annotated as DnaJ heat shock protein family (Hsp40) member B5. The coding region runs from base 2109 to 3209 and encodes 366 amino acids. Gene Ontology annotation, molecular function: protein-folding chaperone binding. NCBI's taxonomy places the organism in Eukaryota, Metazoa, Chordata, Actinopteri, Salmoniformes, Salmonidae. The record is from RefSeq and is a predicted model, not a curated record. Gene Ontology annotation, cellular component: cytosol. Gene Ontology annotation, biological process: negative regulation of transcription by RNA polymerase II. The transcript is spliced from 5 exons.